Dioscorea cayenensis subsp. rotundata (Guinea yam) is the source of this 696-nucleotide messenger RNA. RefSeq names its product protein MIZU-KUSSEI 1-like. Bases 1 to 660 code for a protein of 219 amino acids. The record is from RefSeq and is a predicted model, not a curated record. Gene Ontology annotation, biological process: hydrotropism. Lineage: Eukaryota; Viridiplantae; Streptophyta; Magnoliopsida; Dioscoreales; Dioscoreaceae. The transcript has a single exon.
AUGACUCUUCUCCAACCAACCUCUCACCAUCGCCGUUCCUCCCAUCGCCCCACCCGUCUCUACCGUGCCUUCCGCUCCGCCUUCCGCUCCCUCCCCAUCCUCACUCCGGCCACUUGCCGUCUACACGGCUCUCUCCACCGCGGCACCUCCGCCUCCCCUGACGGUCACAUCCACGGCGCCACCCGCACAACCGGCACCCUCUUCGGCCACCGCAAAGCCCGCAUCUCCCUCUCCUUCCAAGACAACCCACGCAGCCUCCCUCUCCUCCUUCUCGACCUCUCCAUCCCCACCGCCAAAUUCAUGCAAGAACUCGGUUCUUCCGGCCUUCUCCGCGUAGCUCUCGAGUGUGAGAAGAAAACAGCCGACAAAACCAAGCUUCUUGACGAGCCUGCUUGGACGGCCUUCGUCAAUGGCCGGAGCAUUGGCUAUGCGACUCGGCGUGACCCGACGGAGAAUGACUUGAUGGUCAUGCAGUUGCUGCAGGCUGUGUCCAUGGGUGCCGGUGUUUUGCCGAACGAGGACCCGGUUGAGGGUGAGCUCACGUACAUGCGCGCGCACUUUGAUAGGGUGGUUGGGUCCCGGGAUUCUGAAACUUUUUAUAUGCUUAAUCCUGAUGGAAAUUCUGGGCCUGAACUCACUGUUUUUUUCGUUAGGAUUUGAUUUUUUUUAUUUUUUUUUUAUUUUUGUUUUUGGGUU